Molecule: messenger RNA, 1299 nt
Organism: Gossypium arboreum
Lineage: Eukaryota; Viridiplantae; Streptophyta; Magnoliopsida; Malvales; Malvaceae
Product: binding partner of ACD11 1
Exons: 8
Coding region: 130-939 (269 amino acids)
Molecular function (GO): RNA binding
Source: RefSeq, a predicted model, not a curated record
AAAGAACUCAAUCAUGUUAUAUACAUUCUUUCUUGCUCGCAUAUUUUUGUCUCUCUCUCUCUCAUAGUUGUCUGCUUCUCUCUCUUACCAUUUUAACAAGUCAUUCUCUGCAUCAGCUUUUCUUUAACAAUGCAGACAAGAACUGUACAAGUGAAGAACCUGUCAGAUCUAGCUACUGAGAGGGAGAUUCAUGAGUUCUUUUCUUUCUCUGGUGAAAUUGAGCACAUUGAAAUCAUAAGUGAAGCUGGUCAAUCAAAGACUGCAUAUGUUACAUUCAAGGAUCCGAAAGCUCUUGAAAUCGCCUUGUUAUUAUCGGGGGCAACAAUCAUUGACAAGAUUGUGACGAUAAUUUCUGUUGAAAAUUAUGUACCAAAUCUUGAGAUUCAUGAAUCAAGAGCGGCGGACAACAUUGUGUCUAUUGCUCCUGCUGGGCAUAGUGCAUCAAAUGAUGAGCAGGGCAGAAUGAGUCCACCUGGCAGUGGAAGAAUGUAUGUUAGUAGGGCGCAAGAUGUUGUUGCUAGCAUGUUGGCGAAAGGUUCUGCCAUACGACAAGAUGCAGUUAACAAAGCUAAGGCUUUUGAUGAGAAACAUCAAUUGAGAGCCAGUGCAUCUGCCAAGGUCAUGUCGUUUGACCGGAGAGUCGGGCUGACUGAGAAACUGACUGUAGGGAUCUCAGUGGUUAAUGAGAAAGUAAAAUCAGUGGAUCAAAGGUUGCAGGUGUCGGAUAAAACAAUGGCUGCAAUAUUUGCAGCAGAGAGGAAAAUAAAUGACACGGGAUCAGCCGUCAAAUCUAGCAGGUACGUAACUGCUGGGACAGCUUGGUUAAAUGGUGCGUUCAGCAAAGUUGCAAAGGCUGGGCAGGUUGCCGGAACAAAAACCAAAGAAAAGUUCAACCUAGCCAUGUCAAACUUGACAGCCAAGGAUGGAAUUGCAGUGUAAGUUGGAAAUUUAUGGUGUUAAGGUCGCAUCGCAUCGGAUCGCCUUGUUAUAAUGUUUCAUCGGGUGGAGAUUCUUGUGAUAGAGUGCACAAAGUUGUGUUCAGUUUUGGGUAUUGUGGUGUAUUUGAUUUGAGGUUUUGUUUACAAUAUUAUUCUUUGAUUAGUAGAGGGUAUUGUGUUGUAAUUUUCAAGCCUUUUAGAUUUGGUUUUCAGCUCAGGAAAAGGAAAAAGAAGCUGUAAUUCAUGUUAGCAUUCUGCACGCUCACUCUUUUUUCUGCCUUAAAAGACGAGACCUCAAAUUGCAGGCUUAUGUUUUUUUAGAUUGAUGUGAAAUUGAAGCUCGACUAAAACUCCAUCUCAA